UUUGAUUAUUUUAUUGCUUUGCAACAAAUCAUCCUCUUUUUAGUACAAAGAUAACACUGAAGACUCCUCCCCCUUCACCUGUACCAGAUGAAUCCCUCCUGCGGUUUCUUCCAGCUAUAAUCUGAAGUGCAUUUAUUACUUCAUGGGCUACACAAGGAAAGAUGCUAGAAUCCUUUAAACAUAUAAGGAUGAUGGGUCAUUUGACACAACCAGUUUAACCAGUAAGCUUCCAUAAAAUGAUUAUAGCUGCUGCAGUCUAGUGAUCAGAAAGGGCCACAACUGAUUUGUGUAAGAGCUUCUCAAGAUGAGCCAGACUUUUCAGAGUCUCUUAUCUUCUCUGCAGAAGAGUGGCACAUGUAUCAAUUCUUUAAUUGCUGCUUUAACUAUUGGCGGGCAACAGCUGUUCUCCUCUUUCACAUUUGGAUGUCCCUGUCAGGUUGGGAAAAAUUUCUAUUACGGGUCUGCUUUUCUAGUCAUUCCUACUUUAAUCCUCCUGGUUGUCGGCUAUGCUCUGAGAAGCCAAAUGUGGGCUAUUACCACUGAAUACUGUUGCAGCUGUGCUCAUCAGCACCGGCAAAUCAGUGUCCUGGAACGCAAGCUGGCUUGCCUGAGGUUCUUCAGCAUCACCGGGAGGGCACUCGUGGCUCCAUUAACCUGGCUGGCAGUGACCUUGCUGACAGGUACCUACUAUGAAUGUGCAGCAAGUGAAUUUGCACCUGUGGACCACUACCCAAUGUUUGACAACAUCAGUGCCAGCAAACAAGAAGAGCUCCUGGCUAGUUUUCCAUGUUACUCAUCAGAUUCGCCUGAUAUGAUGCUGGUAAGAGACGAAAUAACUCUUCUGCACAGAUACCAGUCACAAAUGCUAGGCUGGAUUUUGAUCACCUUGGCAACCAUCGCUGUCCUUUUCUCCUGCUGCUUGGCAAGGUGCUGCUCCCCCUUUACUUCUCUGCAACAUUACUACUGGAACAACCACCUGCACAACGAGAAGGAGCUCUUUGAACAAGCUGCACAGCAGCACUCACGAAUCCUCGUCAUGCAGCGCAUAAAGAAACUCUUUGGCUUCGUUCCCGGGAAUGACGAUGUCAAAAACAUCCGUAUUCCUUCGUGUCAGGAUUGGAAAGACAUUUCAGCACCCAGUCUUUUAUGCAUGGGCGAUGACUUUCGAGGUCACUAUAGCUUCCUUGGAGACAGGGUAGAUGAGGAGAAUGAGGGAAACAAAUCAGGAGGUAUUGAGUUAAAACCUUAAUUACAGCACCUUUUCUAACUUAGGUUGCGUGACUGCCAUUUUAUUUUUGUAAUGAUGGAAUUUCAAUGCAACCUCAUCUUUUUUCUCUGUCUUCUGAUAUGUGUUGCAUAAGUUCAUCCAAAAUGCUAUUUCCAAAAUCAAUUUAUCUGCUAAUUAUGCCAGUUUCUCUUUCAAUGAAAUUUCCUUGAUGAUCCCGUAAUGUCUUUAUUGUCAUAUUCUAUUUUAAACAUCAUGCAAUUUGAAGUCACAUCAAAACGUGAAUCUUGGUUCUGUUACUUAGCAGCUGUGUGAAACUUAAUACUGUUGAGUACCACUUUGUUAUCUGCACAUAAUAGCUACCUCAUAUAGUGAGAAUUAAAUAUGAUAUGUAGACAGUGCCUUUCAUAAAAUUAGUGCUAAUAAAUAUUACUCUCUCCCUCCCUCUUUGCAUGCUAUGUCUUCUCCUAUUUUUCCUGUCUCCCAUUUCUGGAUUUCUUUACUUCUUCCUCUGACACAACAUUCAGAAACUUCAUGUCUGUCUCCUCUUUAUUACAGCUUAAGUACAUGAUCUUUUAGAAUCAGGACAUUAAACAAACAAACAAAAAAAACCUUAUAAAGCUGGUAACUUGUAAAGAGAAGCCCACACAAGAGUGUCUUGCAUCA
Messenger RNA from Condylura cristata (star-nosed mole), 1891 nucleotides. It is a transcript of the gene CALHM4, whose product is annotated as family with sequence similarity 26, member D. The transcript is spliced from 2 exons. Gene Ontology annotation, molecular function: monoatomic cation channel activity. Lineage: Eukaryota; Metazoa; Chordata; Mammalia; Eulipotyphla; Talpidae. The record is from RefSeq and is a predicted model, not a curated record. The coding region runs from base 305 to 1249 and encodes 314 amino acids.